Messenger RNA from Penicillium manginii, 699 nucleotides. Its product is annotated as DNA replication protein PSF1. Gene Ontology annotation, biological process: DNA strand elongation involved in mitotic DNA replication; DNA replication. The record is from RefSeq and is a predicted model, not a curated record. The coding region runs from base 1 to 699 and encodes 232 amino acids. Lineage: Eukaryota; Fungi; Ascomycota; Eurotiomycetes; Eurotiales; Aspergillaceae. Gene Ontology annotation, cellular component: GINS complex. The transcript is spliced from 2 exons.
AUGUACGGCGAAUUGGGCAACAAACUGGUCCAACAUGCGAAGCGCACCCAAGCCCUCGUCCAUCUCCCGCCCUACCAAACCGAAAUCGUCCGCGCCGUGACUCGCGAAGUGCGCGACCUAGACCGGGAUGUAGCCCGUCUCCUCGAUCCCUUUGACGGUGCCUUCAAUCCGUCUGCGGACCCGGCUGUUGCUUGCGCGCUGCUGGUAGACCACCUAUGCAUGCGCCGCAACAAGCGCUGUCUCCUGGCGUACCACCGUGUGCGGACGGAGAAAUUGGAAGAGCUCUGCUGGAAUGGCGUUGAUAUUUUGGAACAGCAGCAGCCGAGUGAAUCCGAGGAGCGGGGCCAGAUGCAGGGCACCGGUGGGCAUAGUUCUCUCAGUCCGGAGGAGGAGGAGUACUUUCGGCAGUAUGGGGAUAUGCUGGCGGCGUAUAAGGGACAGUGGACGGAUGUUGAUUUGACGGGGACCUUGGAGCCGCCAAGGGAUCUUUUUAUUGAUGUACGCGUCUUGAAGGAUGCGGGGGAGAUCCAGACGGAAUACGGGUACGUUGAAUUGCGAAUUGGAGGUUUGGUCCUUCGCUUAUGGCUGAUUUAUCUUUAUGACAGGGUGAUCAACUUGACCAAGAAUAGUCAGCUCUACGUUCGGCAGGGAGAUGUUGAGAGGUUGAUUGCGCAGGGCUUUCUCGAGCGAUUGACCUAG